Messenger RNA from Alnus glutinosa, 1772 nucleotides. Its product is annotated as ultraviolet-B receptor UVR8. The coding region runs from base 173 to 1438 and encodes 421 amino acids. NCBI's taxonomy places the organism in Eukaryota, Viridiplantae, Streptophyta, Magnoliopsida, Fagales, Betulaceae. The transcript has 15 exons. The record is from RefSeq and is a predicted model, not a curated record.
AAAAAAAAAAAGGGAAGAACCAACCGACUGUAGCAACUUCUUCUAUCGUACACAUGGAUGGUUAGGGUCCUAGGAAGGGCGUUGCAGUACUUGGAGCCAUGAUCCGUGAGUUGCUUCACUUUUUCUCAGUUGUCAUCUAAUCUCAUACUAGUCUUGCCGAAUUUGGGACAAAAUGUGGAAUAGAGAAAUUGUUAGGAGAUUGGAUUUGAAAAGAGGGAUAGGGAAAGGGAUAUUCGGAAGAUGGAUGUCGAAUCAGGCGUCAAGAAAAAGGUUCGCGGCUGUGUGGGGGAAUGGAGACUACGGGAGGCUUGGGCUUGGAGGCUUGGAAUCUCAGUGGAGGCCUGCUAUCUGCUCUGCGUUCCGCGACCAAAGCCUUAGGGCCAUCUCUUGUGGCGGUGCUCACACCCUCUUCUUAACAGAACCUGGGAGCGUUUUUGCCACCGGUCUUAAUGAUUUUGGACAGCUUGGCAUAUCAGAUAAUAAAAUUUAUACUACUGAGCCAAUUGAAGUUUCUGGGCUUCAGAAAAAAAUUGUGCAAAUUUCUACUGGUUAUCAUCACUCUUGUGCUAUUACAGUGGAUGGAGAACUAUAUAUCUGGGGGAAAAACUCCAAUGGGCAACUUGGCCUUGGAAAAAGGGCAGCCAAAGUAGUUCCUCUGCCAACUAAAGUAGAAUGCUUGAAUGGAGUUACCAUUAAGAUGGCUGCUCUGGGUUCAGAGCAUUCAGUGGCUGUUACUGAUGGCGGUGAGGCUUUAAGUUGGGGGUUAGGAGACUCUGGAAGACUUGGGCAUGGCCAUGAGUCGAGCAUGUUAGGGUUCUUCAAAAACACCAGUGAAUACACACCAAGGCUUAUCAAGAAUCUUGAGGGGAUUAAGGUUAAAAAUGUAGCUGCUGGGUUGCUGCAUUCAGCAUGCAUUGAUGAAAAUGGCUGUGUGUUUAUCUUUGGUGAAAGAGCAGUAGAUAAAGUGGUAAAUCACAGAGGAUUUGCAGAGGUGGAAAAUGCAACAUGUUCCAUGAUUAGCAAACUGCCGUAUUCAGAAGAAGUUGCAUGUGGUGGCUAUCACACGUGUGUCCUGACAAGAAGUGGGGAAAUCUACACUUGGGGCUCAAAUGAGAAUGGCUGUCUUGGUAUUGGUUCUAUGGAUGUAUUUCAUCUCCCUGAAAGAGUUGAAGGUCCUUUCUUGAAGUCUCCUGUUAGCAAGGUUUCUUGUGGUUGGAAGCACACCGCAGCUAUUUCUGAAGGCAAAAUUUUCACAUGGGGUUGGGGUGGUUCUCAUGGAACAUUUUCUGAAGAUGGACAUUCAUCUGGCGGACAAUUGGGUCAUGGAAGUGAUGUCGACUACAUAAAACCUACAAUGGUCACGUUCGGAAAGAAUGUGAGAGCCUUGCAAAUAUCAUGCGGCUUUAAUCACACAGGUGCCAUUCUUGAAUACACCUAAUCAAGCUUUUUAUACCUGGAUCUCAGCUACACGACAUGUACCUCACAUUCAUUGCACAGAAGCGGUUCCGACAUUUCCGAUUGCCCGAUCGCACUCAUGCCUUCAUUCAUCAUAUAAUCACUAUGUCGUUCAUCACCCUAUUAGCAACCAUGCAAGUUUAAGCUCAAGGGUUAUGUAACUUCCAAAUUCCAAGAAUAAUUCAAUUUCAAAAAACCAAUGUAUACAAGUACAUGCGAUAAAAGGUCCAACCAUACGAAAAAGAAAAAUGUCUUUAAGCUUAUAUGCUUAGUUAAUGAAAAAUAGAAAAAAGAUUAGAAAUAUUUAGGAGAGAAAA